GGAUAAUAUAGGUGUAUUUAAUUGUACUAAACAUGUACAAAACAAGUACAUGUUUAAUUAAUUAACACUGUAGUGCACAUGCUAUGGCGUGAACUGUACUAGCGGUCGGUUUGCGGCAUAAUGUUCGGGAUAACUCGUCUUUCGACGGAGGGAAAGGUGGGAGUAGCCACGGGGGUCGUGUUCUUCUCUAUGCUAAUAUCUAGAACGCUCGUGUCGGACCGAGUGCCUAUAGAAACCCGCGCGAUUCUGUUUCGCGUGCAGUUUCUACUCUUUAUCAAUUCUCUUCUGUUGCUGGGCUCUCUGUACAUAUGGAAGCGCCUGGUAAGGCGGCUGUGCACUGCUCGUGUGGUGGCGCGCGUUUGGCCACAGAGAUGUUGGCGUGGGACCGUGCUUCUGUUUCUUGCGCUUGCUCACGGCAGCUAUGUAAGCAUGUUUUGGCUGGUGGACACAGAACCCCACUGGUUUGCAAUGCUUAGCUUUACGUGUUUGGGCAUUUAUGUUAUCCUCAUAUUCUUCCUAAUGGCAACCAGCUGCCUGAACCGCAUCCACCGGCUUUUCUCCCCCAGGUCUGAUUGCCAGGAUGGUUCUGCGAGCGGCGCAGUCAGGCAGACGCUUUUGGCUUUGUUGGUUACGGCGCUUUUGACAGUAUACGGACUGUUUAAUGCGGCACGGCCGCCGCAGGUUGUUGAUGUAGAAAUUCCGCUGGAGAAACUGCCGGUGUCAAUGAACGGCCUCAAGCUGGUCCUGCUUUCAGAUAUACAUUUGGGACCAACGGUUGGCCGCUCCAAGCUCCAGCUUAUUGUUAACAUGGUGAAUCAGUUAGAACCAGAUGUGGUAGUGAUUGUUGGUGAUUUAACAGACUCUAAGGUAACCCGGCUGAGGACUGCAGCAGAACCACUUGGCCUCAUUCGUGCACGGCUGGGCUCUUACUUUGCUACAGGAAACCAUGACUACUACACUGCUGAUGUGGAAGGCUGGUUUGAGUUCUUGCACUCAAAGGGUAUCAAACCUCUUCACAACAGCCAUGUUCGAGUGUUUCCACAUGAACAAAGCCAGGAUUGGAUCUGUCUUGCUGGCAUAGAUGACCUGGAGGCUAGCAUGCUUCGGUACCCUGGCCAUGGUAUGGAUAUUGAAAAGGCUCUGAGUGGCUGCAGUAAAAAACAUCCCAUUAUUCUUUUGGCUCAUCAGCCUUAUGCUGCUAAAAUGGCUCUCAAACAAAGGCCAGACAUCAACUUAGUUCUGUCAGGUCACACUCAUGCUGGCCAAAUAUUUCCUUUCACUCUCUUGGCAUUCCUGGUGAAUCCAUAUUUCUGUGGGCUCUACCAUGUCUCAGACCAGACUUCAGUCUAUGUUACUCCAGGAACUGGUUAUUAUGGCAUUCCAAUGAGAAUCGGCAGCCGCGCUGAGAUUACAAAUAUUAUAUUGAAAUCUAUCUGAGAGUUCAGGUGCAGAUAUAUGCAACUUUGUAAUAAAGAAUUAAAAAAUAA
Messenger RNA from Trichomycterus rosablanca, 1487 nucleotides. RefSeq names its product transmembrane protein with metallophosphoesterase domain (gene tmppe). NCBI's taxonomy places the organism in Eukaryota, Metazoa, Chordata, Actinopteri, Siluriformes, Trichomycteridae. The record is from RefSeq and is a predicted model, not a curated record. The transcript has 5 exons. The coding region runs from base 121 to 1437 and encodes 438 amino acids. Gene Ontology annotation, molecular function: hydrolase activity.